AGUUUUAGAGAGAGAAAGAAAGAGACCAUGAACCAGAAGGCCAGCGUUUCCAAAGAGCUCAAUGUCAAGCAUCGAAAGACAUUGGAGGGGCUUCUUAAAUUACCAGAGAACAGAGAAUGUGCCGACUGCAAAAGCAAAGGACCAAGAUGGGCUAGUGUGAAUAUAGGAAUCUUCAUUUGCAUGCAAUGUUCUGGGAUUCACCGAAGUCUUGGAGUACACAUUUCAAAGGUGAGAUCGGCCACACUGGAUACAUGGCUUCCAGAUCAGGUUGCAUUUGUUCAAUCCAUGGGAAAUGAGAAAUCAAAUAGCUAUUGGGAAGCUGAGCUGCCUCCCAAGUACAAUAGAGUUGGAAUUGAGAAUUUCAUUCGUGCAAAAUAUGUGGAUAAAAGAUGGAUUCCUAGGGAUAGAAAAGUAAAAUCACCCUCAACUGUAAGAGAAGAGAAGGUUUCGGUUUAUAAACUGGGACCUGAAAUUAGUAGUGGCAUUGGAUAUUCCAAUAGUAUUAAACAGUCUACUGAUGAGAGGACAGAGUCAAAAAGCCAACCUCAGCUGCCAAAUACGACUAGAAGUAUUGUAGCUGCAAAAAGUAAUGAUCAUGUGUCCCCUGAAGUGUCUCAGCAGGUUACUCAGCAUCCAACAAAUCAAGAAGUCCAUCAGAAAUCAGAAACAAAAAUUGCAACUUCAAAGACUGAAUUGGGAAAGCAGGGAACUAAUGCUACCCAGGUUUCUUCAUCAUCCAAGGUUGAUUAUGCUACUGAUCUUUUUAACUUGCUCUCCAUGGGAAACUCCAGCGAAAACAAAUCCGAGCCCUCCAUUGCCGAUGAAAAUGCGUGGGUGGUAUUCCAGUCUCCUGAAACAACAUCGACGCCUGGGGAAAGUGAAAGUGUUAACUCAAAAUCAGUUGAAAUCAAGAACCAAUCCAACUGUGGAUUUGAGGAAUUAUUUAAAGAUUUACAGUGGGUGACACCCCCCGCUUCUGAUAUACCUGCAAAAGGUGCGAAGAAUGAUGUUAUGAAUCUCUUCGAGAAGUCCAGGAUUGUGUCCCCAUUUCCAGUCCAUCAACAACAACUUUCAGUUCUGCCUCAACAACAGCCCUUUCUAAUGGCCUCUGCAGCGAAGUCUUUUGGAGGUUCCCAAACACUUUAUGGGAAUAUAAAUUUGCAUGGCCCCAAUGGCGUACACUUUCCCUUUCGGAAUAACGGAAUCAAUGGCAAUCAAGUCCCCGGAAUGAUGAUGCCUAUGGCUGGGCUACAAAAACAUAUGCAGAUGGGAAACACACAACCUUCAUUUCCUGCAAGGAGUGCUGCUACUUAUCCAACAUACAGCAUGCAUACUACGGGGCCAGUAGCUCCACAAAGCCAUAUAACAACCAAUGGAGCCAGCACACAUUCUUCAAAGAUUCCAACUCAAUUGGGAGGAGAUUUUGAUUUUUCAUCGUUAAUGCAAGGGAUGUUUACUAAACGAUGAGCCAUUGCACGAGUCAAUGAAUGAACUGAUGAUUGUUUUUCCAUCCGGGAAAAGGGGAAAUCUAGAUUUCCUGGGAAAAUAUUGUUUGGGGAUUGCAUUCUUUGUUGGAAGCUGUAUGCAUGCUUUGUAAAGGGGUGGAAUCAGUUUCAUAUUCAGGUGGCAUUCUCAUUUGUACAUUUAAAUGCAUUCAUGCAAUAAAAUUGGUAUUCAAAUUGCUUCA
This is a messenger RNA of Camellia sinensis, 1687 nucleotides long. RefSeq names its product ADP-ribosylation factor GTPase-activating protein AGD5. NCBI's taxonomy places the organism in Eukaryota, Viridiplantae, Streptophyta, Magnoliopsida, Ericales, Theaceae. The record is from RefSeq and is a predicted model, not a curated record. Gene Ontology annotation, molecular function: GTPase activator activity.